AUGAGCACAAUACAGAACCUGAAGAACUUUAUUCGCCAUGGCAAGCAGGCCCGCCUGGUAACGCCUCACGCUGAGCCAACCACCGAUGUCACACCUGUCCAUGCCCAACAACAACGGCAACCUCAAGGACAAUACGCCAACAACCUCGACGCUAUAGACCACAAGCAUGGAAACGCUCAACCACCACAAAAGGAGACCACCACUACCAAGAUUUCGCGCGCCGAUAUCGAGAAGUUAGUCGAAGAGGAGCGCCAUAGCCGGUCCAGGAUGCCCAAGUACCCGGGCCUAGAUCGAUACAUUCUCAUUGAGAAGAUGGGCGACGGCGCCUUUAGCAAUGUUUACCGAGCGAAAGAUACCCAGGGCCGCAUGGAAGAAGUCGCCAUCAAGGUCGUGCGGAAAUUUGAAAUGAACAAUAAUCAGCGAGCGAACAUUUUGAAAGAGGUGCAGAUUAUGCGCCAAUUAGAUCACCCCAAUAUCGUCAAACUCGUCGACUUUUCCGAAUCACCUCAAUUUUACUAUAUAGUUCUCGAGCUCUGCCCGGGUGGCGAGCUCUUCCACCAGAUCGUGCGAUUGACGUACUUUAGCGAGGAUCUCAGUCGUCACGUCAUCAAGCAGGUUGCGGAAGCUAUUGAAUAUCUUCACGAGACAUCUGGCGUAGUCCAUCGUGAUAUUAAACCUGAAAAUUUAUUGUUCUACCCCACAGAGUUCGUGCCUAGCAAACAUCCCAAGCCACGCCAACCCGGUGACGAAGAUAAAGUCGACGAGGGUGAAUUCAUUGCUGGUAAGGGUGCAGGUGGCAUUGGCACGAUCAAGAUUGCCGACUUUGGUCUUUCAAAGGUUAUCUGGGACAGCCAAACGAUGACGCCUUGUGGCACAGUGGGGUAUACUGCGCCAGAGAUAGUUAAAGACGAGCGUUACUCCAAGAGUGUUGAUAUGUGGGCACUUGGAUGUGUUCUCUAUACGCUUCUCUGUGGCUUCCCACCCUUUUACGACGAGAGUAUUCAGGUGCUUACAGAAAAGGUCGCCCGAGGACAGUAUACCUUUUUGUCGCCGUGGUGGGAUGACAUUUCAAAGUCUGCGCAAGACCUUGUGUCUCAUCUUCUCACCGUUGACCCCGAGAAACGUUACACUAUUCGCCAGUUCCUAGAUCACCCAUGGAUUAAGCAAACAAAUGAAUCAACCCACGCUGCUGCUGAUGCACCUCCGCUAGCCACUCCCCAGCUCCCGCGCCAAAAGGAAACCAAAGCGAACCAAAUGUUCGAGGUUCAACAAACACCUCUAUCAGCCGCAGAACGACGAAUGGACUUCCGAUCGCCCGGAGUUGUCAACCUGCGCGAGGUCUUCGAUGUCGGCUACGCCGUGCACCGACAAGAAGAGGAAGGCAAGAGGCGGAAGAACUUCCGACAGGGAUACCGCGGCGGCAACCCAGCAGCAGGCUUCAGUUCGCAGCUCAACCCUCUCAACGAAGACUACGACGACGAUGAAGAAGCAGCCUAUGACGAGCAGGACCAAAAGGGCGAUCCACCAGCAAAGAUUCCGCGGUCUUCCCAAACUGCGGCUAGCGACGUCGCCGCUAUGGAAGCUAAAUUGCGCCAAACUAACCUGGGCACCCAACCAAGCAGCGCAGCUCAAGCUCGGGCCGCAAAUCGAUACAACGGCGCUACACGUCAAAAGCAGCAGCAGCAGCAGCAGCAGCAACAACCCGGUGGAUACGGCCAACAUAGCGCUGCAGUCGCAGCAGCGGCACGGCAGAAUGCGGCACGAGCAGCUAGACAACCGUUUGAGCUUAACAUGUCUAAUGCCACUUUGCUUGAGCGAAGAGGGAGAAGACAGCCAGGUGCACAAGUUGUGUAACCCGGUUACUAUCCACUUUUUUUUUAUACUGCUUUCCUUUGCUCUCGGGCGUUUCUCUUAUUACCUUUGCUAAUCCUAACUCUUCUGGAUGGGAAUACGAGUGUUGUUUCUGAUUUCUUGAUGAGCUUGCAUCAUCUUUGUUUUCGAUUAG
Molecule: messenger RNA, 2005 nt
Organism: Talaromyces stipitatus ATCC 10500
Lineage: Eukaryota; Fungi; Ascomycota; Eurotiomycetes; Eurotiales; Trichocomaceae
Product: calcium/calmodulin-dependent protein kinase, putative
Exons: 3
Coding region: 1-1854 (617 amino acids)
Biological process (GO): protein phosphorylation; mitotic DNA damage checkpoint signaling
Cellular component (GO): nucleus
Molecular function (GO): ATP binding; protein serine/threonine kinase activity
Source: RefSeq, a predicted model, not a curated record